Phanerochaete carnosa HHB-10118-sp is the source of this 2373-nucleotide messenger RNA. RefSeq lists its product as uncharacterized. The record is from RefSeq and is a predicted model, not a curated record. The transcript has 5 exons. Gene Ontology annotation, molecular function: ATP hydrolysis activity; ATP-dependent protein folding chaperone; ATP binding. Bases 122 to 2230 code for a protein of 702 amino acids. NCBI's taxonomy places the organism in Eukaryota, Fungi, Basidiomycota, Agaricomycetes, Polyporales, Phanerochaetaceae. Gene Ontology annotation, biological process: protein stabilization; protein folding; cellular response to heat. Gene Ontology annotation, cellular component: perinuclear region of cytoplasm; plasma membrane; cytosol.
GCGAAAAUGAGGAUACAUAAACGCGUAGACAUCGUCCUCGUCCCCUUAGCUCUUUUACGACCCACACCUCCUUCUUUCACGACCCAUCAUCACAUCCUCCUCUCCUCUUACAUUGACCAAAAUGGCUACUGAGAGCUUUGGCUUCCAAGCUGAGAUCUCCCAGCUCCUCGAUCUCAUUAUCAACACCUUUUACUCUAACAAGGAGAUCUUCCUGCGAGAGCUCAUCUCGAACGCUUCCGAUGCCCUCGACAAAAUCCGCUACCAGUCGUUGACCGACCCCUCUGUCCUUGACUCGGGCAAGGACCUCUUCAUCCGCAUCAUCCCCGACAAAGAGAACAAGAUCUUCUCCCUCCGCGACACUGGCAUUGGCAUGACCAAGGCCGACAUGGUCAACAACCUUGGUACGAUCGCCAAGUCUGGCACUAAGGGCUUCAUGGAGGCUCUCAGCUCCGGCGCCGACAUCUCUAUGAUCGGUCAGUUCGGUGUCGGUUUCUACUCCGCCUACCUCGUCGCCGAGCGCGUCCAGGUCAUCUCAAAGCACAACGAUGACGAGCAGUACAUUUGGGAGUCCGCUGCCGGUGGUACCUUCACCAUCACUCCCGACACCAUCAACCCGCCUCUUGGCCGUGGUACCGAGAUUCGCCUCUACCUAAAGGAGGAUCAGCUCGAGUACCUCGAGGAGAAGCGCAUCAAGGACAUCGUCAAGAAGCACUCCGAAUUCAUCUCCUACCCCAUUCAAUUGGCGGUGACCAAGGAGGUUGAGAAGGAGGUUGAGGAUGAAGAGGAGGCUGUCGAGGAGGAGGAGGAGGAGGACAAGGAAAAGCCCAAGGUCGAGGAGGUCGACGAUGAAGAGGACAAGAAGAAGAAGACCAAGAAAAUUAAGGAGAAGACCGUGGAGAACGAGGAGCUCAACAAGACCAAGCCAAUCUGGACGCGUAACCCCUCAGAGAUUACACCCGAGGAGUACGGCGCGUUCUAUAAGAGCCUGACCAACGACUGGGAGGAGCACCUCGCCGUGAAGCACUUCUCUGUCGAGGGUCAGCUCGAGUUCAAGGCUAUCCUCUACAUUCCCAAGCGUGCUCCCUUCGACCUUUUUGAGUCCAAGAAGAAGCGUAACAACAUCAAGCUCUACGUUCGUCGGGUCUUCAUCAUGGAUGACUGCGAGGACAUCAUCCCCGAGUACCUUAACUUCGUCAAGGGUAUUGUCGACUCCGAAGAUCUGCCGCUCAACAUCUCGCGCGAGACCCUCCAGCAGAACAAGAUCCUCAAGGUCAUUCGCAAGAACAUCGUCAAGAAGUGCAUGGACCUCUUCUCCGAGAUUGCUGAGGACCAGGACAACUUCAGCAAGUUCUAUGAGGCGUUCGGCAAGAACAUGAAGCUCGGUAUCCACGAGGAUGCCCAGAACCGUAGCAAGCUUGCCGAGUUCCUGCGCUUCUACUCCACCAAGUCCUCCGAUGAGAUGACCUCUCUCAAGGACUACAUUACUCGCAUGCCUGAGGUUCAGAAGAACGUUUACUACCUCACCGGCGAGUCGCUCUCUGCCGUCAAAGACUCGCCCUUCCUUGAAGUCCUCAAGAAGAAGGGCUUUGAGGUUCUCCUGCUCGUCGACCCCAUCGACGAGUACGCUAUCACGCAGCUCAAAGAGUUUGAUGGCCACAAGCUCAUAUGCGUUUCCAAGGAGGGUCUCGAGCUCGAGGAGACUGAGGAGGAGAAAAAGGCUCGUGAGGAGGAGGCUACGCAGUUCGAGGACCUCUGCAAGGCCGUGAAGGAGGCGCUUGGCGACAAGGUCGAGAAGGUCGUCGUCUCCAACCGUAUCUCUGACUCUCCUUGCGUUCUCGUCACCGGCCAGUUCGGUUGGUCGUCGAACAUGGAGCGCAUCAUGAAGGCGCAGGCGCUCCGCGACUCAUCGAUGUCGUCUUACAUGGCCUCGAAGAAGACCCUCGAGCUCAACCCCCAUAACCCGAUCGUCAAGGAGCUCAAGAACAAAGUCUCCGAGGACAAGGCCGACAAAGGUAUCCGGGACCUCACCUACCUUCUCUUCGAAACUGCGCUCCUCACUUCUGGCUUCUCGCUCGACGACCCGACGUCGUUCGCGAAGCGCAUUCACCGUAUGAUCGCUCUUGGCCUCGACGUCGAUGAGGACGAGUCUGUACCCGCCGCAAGCUCGUCGGUGGACGUCCCUCCGCCAGCAGAGGCCGCGUCUGCGUCCGCGAUGGAGGAGAUUGAUUAGAGAGUUUAGACGCGCCGUCUCUCUCGUUCUCCCUCUUGCUCUCUGUUUCCUUGCUUUCAUUUGUACUUGUGUUCAUGCUCUGGGCAUCUCGCAUCUAAUGUUAUUGUACGUUCGGGCAAGCAAUCAAAAGUUUAUGCAUCUCG